AUGCUCGUCAAAGACCGUCCUGAGGAGGCUAGAGUGUUCUCCUUCGCACAAAUCCUCACCGCGACGUUCGGUUCAUUUGUGCACGGGGGCAAUGACGUGAGUAAUGCCAUCGGACCCCUGAUUGGACUGUGGUUGGUGACGACAACAGGCUCAGUCGUAACGGACAAACCGACACCAGUUCUCCUUCUGGUCUAUGGGGGUAUUGGCAUAUCCAUCGGCCUCUGGAUUUGGGGUCGAAAAGUGAUCCAGACAAUUGGCGAAGAUCUAACUACAAUCACUCCCUCCAGGUUCGUCUUACAGGACCACGCUCAUUUUGCUCGUACUCUGUCUAGUUUAUUCCCGAAAACAUCUGGUCGGAUGACUCAUAAAGUUAGAUAA
Dibothriocephalus latus is the source of this 378-nucleotide messenger RNA. The record is from the annotation of a GenBank genome assembly. Lineage: Eukaryota; Metazoa; Platyhelminthes; Cestoda; Diphyllobothriidea; Diphyllobothriidae.